Annulohypoxylon truncatum is the source of this 2309-nucleotide messenger RNA. Its product is annotated as MFS general substrate transporter. NCBI's taxonomy places the organism in Eukaryota, Fungi, Ascomycota, Sordariomycetes, Xylariales, Hypoxylaceae. The record is from RefSeq and is a predicted model, not a curated record. Bases 134 to 1807 code for a protein of 557 amino acids. Gene Ontology annotation, biological process: transmembrane transport. The transcript is spliced from 2 exons. Gene Ontology annotation, cellular component: plasma membrane. Gene Ontology annotation, molecular function: transmembrane transporter activity.
AUUAGCGACAAUUCACAGUUAUCAUCACAUAGAUGCUCACAAUCGUAUAUAGCAAAGCUCACUCAAUUAUUCUUUUUUUUUUUUCGAAUACUGCAUUGUAUACUAGACUGAAGCAAACAGAAGAUAAAGCACUAUGGCCAAUGAUUCUGGUAACGCUCCAUCAUCUGGAGACGGAGCUGAGAAGACUCAGACCAUGGAUCCAAUUGAGUCAAUACCCGUCAAUUCUUCCGAAAAUGAUGUCGAUUUCAAAGCUGGGAAGCGGGAGCUUCUGAUCCUCGGGACAAUGACUGCUCUUAAUGUCAUUCUUUCCCUAGAUGCCACAGUCCUCCCCCCUGUAUUGCCAACACUUGCAAAAGACUUGAAUGGUACCACCAUCGAAACAUUCUGGACGGGUAGCUCGUAUCUCCUGGCCAACGCCGUCUUCGUACCGUUCCUCGGAGCUGUAUCAGACCUUUUCGGUCGACGGGCGGUAUUGCUCUUUUCUCUCAUUAUGUUCACUGUCGGGACAAUCAUAUCGUGCCUUGCAACCAACUUUACCGAGCUAUUGUGUGGGCGUACUAUUCAAGGCAUAGGUGGAGGUGGCAUUUACACGCUAUCGUACAUCGUUGUUUCCGAUAUUAUCCCCCUUCGCCAGCGACCCAAGUACAUAUCUUUUAUUCUAUCAGGCUGGGCUCUCGGCACCAUCGUCGGACCUAUCACAGGGGGCCUUGUCGCUGAACAUGCUCAGUGGCAGUGGAUUUUCUACAUCAACUUUCCAUUUUGCUUCCUCGGUCUCCUGGUGUUGCCAUUUGCCUUCCGAGAUCUGAAGCUGCAGAACCAACCGACUUUCCUCACUGCUUUAUCUCGCGUGGACUGGAUUGGAAGCAUUCUCUUCAUCGCUGGCACUUCGAGCAUUUUAAUUGGUCUGACUUGGGGCGGCGUUCAGUACGAAUGGAGCUCAUAUCAGACGUGGCUACCUAUUCUUCUCGGUGGGAUUACCACAGUUUGCUCAGUCGUAUAUGAGUGCUAUAUUCCGGCCAAGCCAUUUAUCCAUUUAUCAGUAUGGGGAAAUAUAUCAGCCUGCCUAGUCUUUCUACUGGGACUCUUUGCCGGGUUUACGCUCUACUCGCACCUCUACUACCUCCCCUUCUACCUGAUCUCCGUUAAGGGCUUGAGCACCACACUGACCGGUGUUUACAUUAUGGCGACAACGGCGCUCAUCGUGCCGAUAAGUAUAAUUUCGGGUCGACUAAUGGCGCGCUUUGGCUCUUUUCUCUGGUCGAUAUGGCUCGGGUUCGCCUGUCUCAUCGUGUCUAACGGUGUCCUGCUCCUGAUGAACCAGUACCGCAGCCUUGUCGCGCAUUUAUUCUUGAUUUUAACCAUUUCACUCGGACAUGGAUUUACCUUGUUGUCACCCAACAUAGCCAUACAGGCCAUAGCACCUGCACGCGAUGUGGCCUAUGCCGUCUCUAUGUACGUAUUUGUACGUCAAUUCGGAAUUUGUCUCGGCGUAGCUGUCGGUGGGACAGUCUUCGACAAUGUAUUACUACGUGCCCUGGAGCGAGCCGGAUUCUCACACGAAGUUGCCCUUGCUACUGCACGCAACGCGUCAGCGUUUUCAGGUCAAUUGAACGCCAUGUCUAACGGGCCUCAGAAGACGGCUUUCCUGAACGCCUUUGUCGAAGCUUUCCACGGCGUUUUAUACCUCCUGUUAGCCCUGGCUGCUUUCUCACUCGUUUUAUCCUUAUUUGUCAAGCAUCAUGAUAUGAACAAGCAGCUGGAAUCAGACCAUCAGCUAGAGGGGGGAAUUCCUACAAACCCAGCUUAAGGACUUCGUAUUGGGAAAUAUAGCUGGUCGCCCGUUCUUUCGUAUAAUGAUAUUAGAAUAUCUCUAAUACUAUUCUUUGGUAGCUAGUCUUCGAAACAUAUGUCUCCGUCUUAAUCCACAACUUACAUCGAAAAUGUUAUCAAAAGGCUAUAACAUUCUGGCUCAGACUGAUCUACUCUGGACACUUGGCCCAGCUCGAUUUUCUAGAGGCUCUACUAGGUAUUGACUGCCUGGGUGCAAUUUUUAGGUACCUUAGUUAGUUAGUAGGUACCUAUCUAGGUUAGUAUCUAGUUGGUUUUUUUCUCUUGCAAGUUUCAAUAAUUGAGGCUCGAACUACCUCCACUAAGCAUCGAUUUGUUUCAAGUGAGUACCUUUCAACUAAGACAACUGCAGUCUAAUGUGACCAAUGAGUUAAUAGAUAAUACUGAAUCGGCGACGUGAUGGAUGUGACUGGACCCCAACUUAUAGAUACGGUUGGUUGAAAUAGAGUUCGUACAUGAAG